ACUCAUUCAACAACCUCACUUCUCUCCUCCUCUAAUCCGUCUUCUUCGCGACUCCCAGUACCCCCCCGGACUCGCAUCUCCUAUCUUUCCCUGACUUUGCCCCUAUCGCAGCAUGUCGCUAGUGGUUUCGCUGGCCUCCCGCUGCGUUUAAUCCCCCGUUCAAUUCGACUCGACCCGGCCGAUUUGAUCCUCGAUCGUCAUAUCUUCUCAUCCUUAGAAUCUAUCCUCUCCUCAAUCCUCCACCAUGGCCUCGGCCCUCUUCUUCCUCGACCUCAAGGGCAAGACCCUUUUAGCCCGAAACUAUCGCGGAGACAUUCCCAUGUCCGCCGUCGAGAAAUUCCCUAUCCUCCUCAGCGACGCCGAAGAAGAGAGCUCCGCCGUGCCGCCCUGCUUUUCUCACGAAGGAAUCAACUACCUAUAUAUCCGCCACAGCAACCUUUACAUCCUCGCGCUGACCAAGAAAAACACCAAUGCCACCGAAAUCCUGCUCUUCCUCCACAAGCUCGUCGAGGUCUUCACCGAAUACUUCAAGGUGCUGGAGGAGGAGAGUAUCCGCGACAACUUUGUCGUUAUCUAUGAAUUGCUCGACGAGAUGAUGGAUUUUGGGUAUCCGCAGACAACGGAGAGCAAAAUCUUACAGGAAUAUAUCACACAGGAAUCCCACAAACUGGAAAUCCAAGCCCGUCCCCCGAUCGCCGUCACCAAUGCCGUCUCCUGGCGCAGCGAGGGCAUCCGCUACCGCAAGAACGAGGUCUUCCUGGACGUGGUGGAGUCGCUCAACCUGCUGGUGUCCGCGUCGGGCAACGUGCUGCGCUCGGAGAUUCUCGGCGCGGUCAAGAUGAAGUGCUACCUCAGCGGGAUGCCCGAGCUGCGGCUGGGGCUGAACGACAAGGCGAUGUUCGAGACGACGGGGCGGGCGACGCGCGGCAAGGCCGUCGAGAUGGAGGACGUCAAGUUCCACCAGUGCGUGCGGCUGUCGCGAUUCGAGAACGACCGCACCAUCAGCUUCAUCCCGCCGGACGGAGAAUUCGAGCUCAUGAGCUACCGGCUCAACACGCAGGUCAAGCCGCUGAUCUGGGUCGAGUGUCUGGUGGAGUCGCACUCGGGGUCGCGUAUUGAAUAUAUGCUCAAGGCCAAAGCUCAAUUCAAACGCCGCAGCACAGCCAACAACGUCGAGAUCAUCGUCCCCGUCCCGGAGGACGCCGACUCCCCCCGCUUCCGCACCAACAUCGGCACAGUGCAGUACGCCCCGGAACAGUCCGCCAUCGUGUGGAAGAUCAAGCAGUUCGGCGGCGGCAAGGAGUUCCUGAUGCGCGCAGAGCUGGGUCUCCCCUCCGUCAAGGGCGACGACGAGGUAGGCGGCGGCAUGACGGGCGGGUUCGGCGGGAGUAUGGGCGGCGCAGGGGCCCUGGGCAAGGCCAAGAGACCCAUCAACGUCAAGUUCGAGAUUCCGUAUUUUACCACCAGUGGGAUUCAGGUCCGGUACUUGAAGAUUACGGAGCCGAAGCUACAAUACCCCUCUCUCCCUUGGGUCCGAUACAUUACGCAAUCUGGAGACAUUGCCGUCCGGAUGCCCGAUGUACAAUGAUAUUAUUUAUACAGCGUUUUAUUUUACUUUAUUUGAAUAUGGC
Molecule: messenger RNA, 1631 nt
Organism: Aspergillus campestris IBT 28561
Lineage: Eukaryota; Fungi; Ascomycota; Eurotiomycetes; Eurotiales; Aspergillaceae
Product: AP-1 complex subunit mu
Exons: 7
Coding region: 245-1588 (447 amino acids)
Biological process (GO): vesicle-mediated transport; intracellular protein transport
Cellular component (GO): clathrin-coated vesicle; clathrin adaptor complex
Molecular function (GO): clathrin-cargo adaptor activity
Source: RefSeq, a predicted model, not a curated record